This is a messenger RNA of Solenopsis invicta (red fire ant), 2316 nucleotides long. Its product is annotated as odorant receptor 13a-like. Gene Ontology annotation, molecular function: olfactory receptor activity; odorant binding. The record is from RefSeq and is a predicted model, not a curated record. Gene Ontology annotation, cellular component: plasma membrane. Gene Ontology annotation, biological process: detection of chemical stimulus involved in sensory perception of smell; sensory perception of smell. The transcript is spliced from 11 exons. The coding region runs from base 90 to 2147 and encodes 685 amino acids. Lineage: Eukaryota; Metazoa; Arthropoda; Insecta; Hymenoptera; Formicidae.
AAUUUCAUUGGCUCAUCACAUCGAGCCACGCCUCUUACCGCGCAUCGAGCCGCCGACGAUGCGCGUUGUUUCACCUUGUUUUUUACAUUAUGAUGGUUACGAUCUCGAUGUUGAAGAUCAUUAUAUUUUGGUCUAAAGGUGGAUCCCUGAAGACGCUCUUGUUGUACAUGUCGAGGCAUUGGAACACAAUCGUGGAUGAACGAGAUCGCAAAACGAUGUUGGGCAUAGCGAACUUCUCCAGGAAGCUGUCGAUAAGAAGCACCGUGCUCGUGGUGACUGUGGUGAUAAGCUUCAUCAUGUCUCGAUUCAUCGAAAUCCGACGAAGCGGUCGCAUAUUGUUCUUCAAUGUACGUUUACCUUACAACGCGACCAUCAGUCCUAUUUACGAGUUGACUCUUGUCGGUCAAUUUGGAGGCUGUAUAUCUUCCGCAAUUAGUUACACCGCGGUGGAUACUUUCAUUGCCACCCUAGUGCUUCAUGUAUGCGGCCAGCUUUCGAAUCUACGUUACGAACUGACAAAUCUGUGCGCCAAUACAAAAGCGGAAUUCCAGAUGAAGCUGAGAAAUAUCGUAAAGAAGCAUGAACAUCUCAACAGAUUUGCAGAAACAAUCGAAGACUGUUUCAACAUGAUGCUUCUACUGCAAAUGUUAGGAUGCUCAGUUCAACUUUGUUUCCAGUGUUUACAGGCGUUUAUGGUAUUAAUGGGCGAAAUGAACAAAGCAGUCUUUAUUCAAUUAGGUUUCCUGUUCACCUACGUGGGUUACAUACUGAUACAAUUAUACCUGUACUGUUACAUCGGCGAAAAACUACUUAUCGAGAGCACGCAAAUGGCAUACGCGGCAUACGACUGCAGUUGGUAUAACUUGUCAGCGCGUAAAGCGAGAUCACUAAUCAACAUCAUGUGUCGAGCUCGGUCACCAUUAAAAAUCAGCGCCGGUGGUUUCUGCUGUUUUAACCUGGAACUCUAUAGCGAGACUUUAUCUAAAAAGACAGGCGUGGAAUAUGCGUGCGGGUGGAAUCGUUAUACCAUGACGAUUCUGGGAAUUUGGCCAGCAAAUAGAAGUCUCAGUCAAGCAUCGAGUUACAUAGUACUAGCCCCCGUUCUAAUAAUGCUUUGCUUCAUCUGUGUACCACAAUCGGCAAAUCUGCCGUACGUUUGGAGCGACUUUGACUUGUUGGUAGACAAUUUGUCCAUAGGAAACGUAACGAUUACAAUCUCGAUGUUGAAGACUAUUAUAUUUUGGUCUAAUGGUGGAUCCCUGAGGACACUCCUGUUGUACAUGUCGAGGGAUUGGAACACAAUCGUGGAUAAACGAAAUCGCAAAACGAUGUUGGGCAUAGCGAACUUCUCCAGGAAGCUGUCGAUAAGAAGCACCGUGCUCGUGGUGACUGUGGUGAUAGCCUUCGUCGUGUCUCGAUUCAUCGAAAUUCGACGAAGCGGUCGCAUAUUGUUCUUCAAUGUACGUUUACCUUACAACGCGACCAUCAGUCCUAUUUACGAAUUGACUCUUGUCGGUCAAUUUGGGGGUUCUAUAUCUGCGGCAGUUAGUUACACCGCGGUGGACACUUUUAUUGCCACCCUAGUACUUCAUGUGUGUGGCCAGCUUUCUAAUCUACGUUACGAACUGACGAAUCUGUGCGCCAAUACAAAGGCAGAAUUCCAGAUGAAGCUGGGAAAUAUCGUGAGGAAGCAUGAACAUCUCAACAGAUUUGCAGAAACAAUCGAAGACUGUUUCAACAUGAUGCUUCUACUGCAAAUGUUAGGAUGCUCAGUUCAACUUUGUUUCCAGUGUUUACAGGCGUUUAUGGCAUUAAUGGGCGAAAUAAAUGAAGUAGUCUUUACUCAAUUGGGUUUCCUGUUCAUCUACGUGGGUUACAUACUGAUACAAUUAUACCUGUACUGUUACAUCGGCGAAAAACUACUUAUCGAGAGCACGCAAAUAGCAUACGCGGCAUACGACUGCAGUUGGUAUAACUUGUCAGCACGUGAAGCGAGAUCACUAAUGAACAUCAUGUAUCGAGCCCGGUCACCAUUACAAAUCAGCGCCGGUGGUUUCUGCUGUUUCAAUCGGGAACUCUAUAGCGAGAUUCUGAAGAGAUCAGUGGCUUACAUGUCGUGUAUCCUCGCAAUGAAUAGCAUUGAGUGAAAAUGAAAUGAUAGUAAACCGUACAAAUGACACAUUUGUUAAUUAAUUACAUAUAUAUAUAUCUUUUAUAAUUACAAGAUAUGACAAGACAAAGAGAAUGUAUUUUCAAAACAUUUGUAAAAAAAUGCUUUAAUAAAUUAAUGUUAAAUAAAAUAUUCAUUAUAAUCAA